AUGAAGGAAUACCCACACCCACACACCCACACCCACACCCUCAAGAUAGUGCCUUGUCCAGCGGGACUUGUUUGGAAUAGUGAUGGACAAAUAUGUGACUGGAAACCCACUGAACCUAUUGUCGAUUGUGUCAGCAGUCAGAAGAUAAAUUGUCGUGCAAAAACCAGAUGGGCAACAAACGGAAAUGUUAUUGUAGGUGUUAACAAUGAAUCAGGUCGAGAUUCUCAACAUUUGAAUGCACCCAGCGGAAUUUUCAUUGAUACUCGACAUGAAAACAAUGUAUAUGUUGUUGAUGGAAAUAACUAUCGUGUUCAAAAGUUUUUAGGUAACUCAUUGGCAAGCGAUGGUAUUACUAUCGCCGGUGGCAAUGGAUACGGGUCUGAACCCAAUCAACUUAAGACACCUGUUGAUGUAUAUGUUGAUGCGAAUGAAAAUGUUUACGUUGGUGAUAGUAGUAAUCACCGAAUUCAAAUGUGGCCGAAAGGUGCUACUAGUGGUAUCACCGUUGUCGAUACAGACGGUACAGGUGAAUACGAAAACCGUGUUGGUAAUUUUCACAGUAUGUUCUUCCAUGAAAAGACAAAUACAUUCUACUUGCCGGAUGUUUUCAAAAAACGAGUCGUAAAAUUCGUAAACGGCAGUAAUAUUGGCACUGUUGUAGUAGGGCAAGACGGUGAUGAAUUCCCUUCCAAGAUCCUAUACGGACCAACUGGCGUUUUUGUCGAUGAUUGUGAAACUCUUUAUGUUGCCGAUGCAGGAGGCAGUCGUAUACAAAAAUUCUUGAAGGGCUCAACCGAAGGCAUUACAGUUGCUGGCGACUAUCAAGAAGGAUCGAAUGCUAUUCAAUUCAAGUAA
Molecule: messenger RNA, 855 nt
Organism: Rotaria socialis
Lineage: Eukaryota; Metazoa; Rotifera; Eurotatoria; Philodinida; Philodinidae
Source: the annotation of a GenBank genome assembly